Messenger RNA from Haliotis rufescens (red abalone), 2580 nucleotides. RefSeq names its product pancreas/duodenum homeobox protein 1-like. The record is from RefSeq and is a predicted model, not a curated record. NCBI's taxonomy places the organism in Eukaryota, Metazoa, Mollusca, Gastropoda, Lepetellida, Haliotidae. The transcript is spliced from 2 exons. Gene Ontology annotation, cellular component: nucleus. Gene Ontology annotation, biological process: regulation of transcription by RNA polymerase II. Gene Ontology annotation, molecular function: DNA-binding transcription factor activity, RNA polymerase II-specific; RNA polymerase II cis-regulatory region sequence-specific DNA binding. The coding region runs from base 896 to 1765 and encodes 289 amino acids.
UCGACUGUAAUGGUUGACGAGGCAACACAUAUCGGGGGGAAAGUCGAGAGGGACUGUUGGGACUCAACGGUUUAGGUGCGUUUUAGACAUUGAUAUUCAGUCAUGAUAUAGUGGCAUCCUUCCUGUGUGAACUGCAGGAUUCCGCCUGGUACAUAACUAGGGAGGUCCGUGUGAAUCACUUGGAUCAUUGCACACACUGUUGCAAGCAUAACAACCUGUGAUGUAUGUCGGCAGGGUGGUCAUUGCAGUCAUUUGAGAUAAUUUUGUCUUGGGCCAAAAUAAUGCUUGUGAAGAAAACGCCACGUCAUUAAAGCAAGUGGACGCAGGGCGUUAUCUGAGUGGGACUGAAUGAGAAAGAACGUCACGCUCAAGUUCCAGGCCACAUCACAGUCUCCAAGUACACGGUGUCACAGUCACGUCGCAGAAAUAGUGACGGGACUGGAAGCAGAACACAGACAUUUUGUUACUAUGACGAGCCAGGGGUGAAAGUUUUGAGGAUAUCUCAGUCUGUAUUGUGGUACAGGCGGUGAUGUGUGCUGGGGUCAUCCACUAACACGAAGAACAAGGCCUCUGCAUUCCAGAGAAACAGAAAGUGCCGAGACGCUAUCAGCUGCACCUGAGCUUGUAACCACACAUGUAGCCAAUAUCGGAAUGUCUGUCCUGACGACGAAACAAUGUCAUCCCGUGUUGUUUAUCAGCCCUUACUUCCUCCCAUGUAAUCAGUCGGGGUGAUCCAGUCGUCGACCAACGCUCACCCUCAGCCCCCACCCCGGUAUACCACGCUGCCUGACCGUCGGACUGCCCGCCCGGACCACCAUGUGACCGCCAGACGGUGAGAAUUGAUUCCUGGAAGCAAACGUCUUCAACUUGUGGUCACACUUGAACACUCAUUACGAUGGAAGGGCAUAGUACGUUCUACACCCAAUCCCUCUACUCCCGGGACAGCUACAACACAGUUCCAACGGCCGUAGGGACAUACCCAAACACUGGCCAUGCCCCUCCUGCUUGUAUAUACGCCCGGAACUCCCCCCAGGGAGGAUAUGGGGGUCAGGCUAUGGCUGUGGUAGAGCAGUCCCACCUUCAGAAUGACUCCCCCACGGGUCUUCCACACCAACUUCAAUCUCAAGGGAUCCAGGCUCCGAUGAAUAACCCCGUCCCUGCCCACAUGCCGAACAGCAGCAUACCUAGCUCCCCCGUCUCCCAACCCACCCAGCCACCCCCUGCCCACUCCCAAGCACAGGGCCCCACCCCCCAAUCCGCACCCUCCGGCGGGGGACAAAACAGCUUACAGUUUCCGUGGAUGAAGACUACCAAAUCUCACGCUCACCAAUGGAAGGCUCAAUGGGCAGGGGCCCAGUACCCAAUUGAAGACGAGAACAAGCGAACGCGUACCGCCUACACUCGAGGCCAGUUGUUAGAGCUGGAGAAAGAAUUCCAUUUCAAUAAAUACAUUUCCCGACCACGCCGGAUAGAGCUAGCCGCCAUGUUGAACCUUACAGAGAGACAUAUAAAAAUAUGGUUCCAGAAUAGAAGGAUGAAAUGGAAGAAGGAUGAAGCAAAGCGACGCCCGGCGCCCCGCUCCACGGGGAAACCCUCCAGUCCCAUGUCCCCCACCCUCGACAGCGGGGAGGGUAGCCCGGGGGACAUGACGGACUCCCCCGAGGGUCACCUGCCCGAUGAGUUCUCCCCUGAAACCAAAGUAAUACAAAAAGAACAUAUGAAUGGUGAUGGCGAAACGAGCAAGGAUUACCAUUCAGCCACUUGAUGAUCAGUGUAGUUGUGAUCUAGAGAUUGACUUAAGACUACGUCACCAGUCAGACUAGUGAAUCGAAAAGUGCUGUGUUCAGAGGGUUGGAGAUAAACCUACCGUUUGGAGAAGAAAACGUUAACAGAUUGUGUGUUGGAUAUCGUUCGUGAUAUCUUCUUGAGACGAACUAUAUUAUCCACGGAAACUACCUGCCCAAACUGACUUCGUUUACGAAGGAGUGGCAUUGAUAUCCACGAGAAGGAAUAUUAGAUAAAACUAUUAUUAAUAUCGAAUUUCAAUUUGUGUUUUGGUUUGCCAGGUUCUGGGGCGGGACAUUCGACUGUAGAUGUCUUCUCCCACCCUGCGUGGUACAGCCCGUCGUGUGUCUGUUGUUGUCACACACUCUGGUGUGGGUGCAGUUACGGUGGCAGCCUCUAGUCAAACUGCCCAACUGUGGAACAUGAAAGGUGAAAGCUAUGCAAAUCUCAGAUGGUCAGGAGACGAGCAUUUGAACACGCUCACCACUAGCAGGAAGGCCAUCGUAAAGCUGAGAAUUGCUCUUUCGAUUCAAUGGACGAUAUAAACACUGAUAGUUUGACAUAUAAAUGUGUGUACCGUGGUGCAGCAAACUGAUUCAUUGUGGGUUUCUAUACAGCAACGUAGACUGAAACCAAGUCAGCUGAGAUACUUUGUAUGGUGGACAUUUACACAUGGCGGUUCUCACCACCAGGACAUGCAUCUGGCGGGCAAGGCUGAGUUUAGGCAUAGACGUAUGAUUUCUACCUUGUUGUGUUUCAUAAUAAACAAUUAUUGAGUAAACUAGAUACAAUACC